AUGGAAGGACAGGACCGUCUUUUUGGCUGGAUAAAUGUUUUGAUUCCUUCUCUUUGGUUAGUUUUUCUUUCUUCUCUGUUUUGCUUCCUUGGGAUUCCUCUGUUUCAGCCAUGGCUUCCAUUCCAAUUGAGGGAAGCUUACAGAGAUGCAUUCUCGCCGGAACCAGCAGUAACAAUCCUGGCCACCGUGCAAGCAGAGUCGGCACCAGUUUCCGGCGAUUGGCAUUCCAGAAGGCACGCAAUUGUCAACACCACAUUGCCAUCGUUACUGGCCUGGUGGUUCUUCCGACGCCAACUGUCGGAGGCCAUUGAAAGAAGGAACCGGAAGAACAUCCCAAUCGAAGAAUGCCUCUCUGGCCGUUAG
Linum trigynum is the source of this 363-nucleotide messenger RNA. The record is from the annotation of a GenBank genome assembly. NCBI's taxonomy places the organism in Eukaryota, Viridiplantae, Streptophyta, Magnoliopsida, Malpighiales, Linaceae.